AUGGGAGAUGACUUUGAAACGUGGGACUGGACUUGUGGGCUUGUCCUCAGAAGUGAUAAACCAUCUGUGAGAAAUCUGAUUUUGAGGUUGGUACUCGUCUUCAGCGCCCUUGAUCCCAAAGUGCCAAUCACGCUGGAAAAUGAUGAGUACGCUGCAAAUCAGACGAGUGAAUCCGGCUGUCCUAGCGAUUCAAUAUCUAUGGAUAGUAACCAAUUCGAGACUAGAUCUGGCGAGAGCAAUGAGGUAAGACCAAGACAGAAUGGAAGCAGCGGAAGGUCUAGUCCCGAUGACCAACCAGAUGGACAGUCCUUAGGCAGACAGUUAUCAUCAGCCAUCCUAAGUCCAGGGGCAUCAGCAGCAAAGGGAGCUUCGAAUGGCUACUUCCCACGUUUCCAAGAUGAUGAUCUUGAGUCCUCUGAGGAAAAGGAGUUACGUGGAGCAGCAAGUGAGAAGGAUCGAGAUAGAGAAUUUAAAAAGGUAAAGAAGGAUAUUGAAGGUCUCUCAGAGCGUUUGGAGGAAAUGAAGGAUAUGCCCAAAGCUUUUGCAUCCAUCUAUUACAAACAGGAGCUGUUUCAAGGGGUCUUGGCGACGUUCAACAAAGACGUGAUGGCAGUUCAUACUAGGUUGGACAAGCUGAAUCUUUCGCCCAACUUCAGAGAUCCGGGAAUCUAUGACAAACUGCAGAAGAAAUUCCAAGAGCUUGAGCGAUCUGUUGCGUCUCUUCGUCAGUAUGGAGAAAAGAUAGAUGAGAGACUGCUGACGUUGGAGACCUCUUACAGCGGAGUCUUUGUCUGGAAGAUUGCAAAUUACACCGAGAAGAAGAGGGAUGCUAUGAAUACAAACGUCAAGUCGAUCUAUUCGCCGCCGUUCUAUACCAGUCAGUACGGAUACAAGCUUUGUGGACGAGUUUUCCUGAUGGGAGAUGGCGUAGGGAAGGGCACGCACAUCUCACUGUUUCUAACGAUCAUGAAAGGUUCGUUUGAUGCAGUGCUGCCUUGGCCAUUCAAGGAGAGGAUUACUUUCCAGCUAGUCAACCAAGACGAUCCUAUCAACAAGAGUAUCGUAGAGGCCUUCAGACCUGAUCCUGCAAGCUCUUCGUUCAAGAAACCUACCACAGAGAAGAACAUCGGAGCAGGAUGCCCCCUGUUUGCCAAGAUCCAGAUAAUUGAGGAUCCAAAGUCAGGGUUUGUCCGAGACAACACCGUCUACUUGAAGAUCAUUUCUCAGACAUCUGAUGUCCCUGAUAUCAAGUAAAACCAGAAGUGAAAUAACAGAACCCGACGUCACUGGUUAUUCAAACGCCUCAAGGUUUAUUCUCUUAUUGUAAGAGAAGAAUAUCUUUGGAGACCGAUCAGCAGCUGCGUUCGCGUCGCGGUCUCUGUUAUUUCCAAUUUAAUGUAAAGGAAAGGAAAAGAGAUACCGGUAUCAUUAUAUUUGCUGUAAAUAUGGGAAAUUGAAUUCUCUUAAUCAUUGCUUCUAUUAAAAUGUUGUAUAUACACUGUACAUGUACAUACUGCAGUUUCGAUCGACGGGGCCGUGGAUUAUGAUAAUAAUCAUAAAUAGGCCUGCGUGUAGAACUGUCUAGAACUUCUAUUACCGGUGAAUCAUCAGCUUUAUUCCUGUACAUUAAGUUGAAAACCAAAAUCUGCUAACAUCUGGUAAACUUGAUAUCCAAAGGGACUGUUAUGAUUGUUCAUAUUUUUGUUGCCUCUAAACCUUCUUUGUAUAUAUAUACUUGUAUUUUUCCUCAUUACUAGAAUAGAAACUUUUUAUAAAAAGUGAACAUAAAUUGAAAAAAUUACUACAAGGAUUUUGCUUAUUUCCUAAAGGGUUGAUUUAUUUUAAGCGCCGGUGGAAAUAGACUGUUGCACUUAUUAUCUGCAUUAUAUUCACGUAUAUACCGGUAUAUAUUUCCCCCCCCCCCCCAUUUUUUGUUGUUGUUUUCAGUGUUUUUUUUUCUCAAUAUUAGAUUUUUACCAAAUUUACUAGUGAAAAGCGAAUUUGAAAGAUUUUCAAUCAUAUCAUGAAAGAUAUAAUUUCUUUCAUUUUGUGUAAUUUGGGGCAAUUUUCUGGCCAUAGGAAAUGGUUGAUAUGUUGAUCCUAUUCCAGGAUCAUACCAAUAUAUUUCUAUCAAGGGGAUAAAGUUGUAGUCGGAAUCUAGACUGGACUACGACUAGACAUCUCUUCUGUGUUUUUUUUGUGGAAAUGAUAUGUAAAGGUAAUGCAAUGUGUUGGUAGAGGUCAUAGAAGUCUACUAUCAUUCUUUGUUCUAAUUCUUGAAGGAUGGAAAUAUUCCUUUUCUCGGAAAUACCACAAAAAUAUAGAGAAUAUAUUAUGUAUAUUGUUUGUGUUAGAGUGAAUGAGGUAUAAAAUAUGAAUUAAGGGCCAUUUUAACAAUCCAGACUCCUUUGUUUCAGACACGAGCACGGUUUAAGACAUUGCAAAACUGAAUAGCAUGAAUCUUUCAGACAAAGUAGGUUGGAGUGGAAGCAGUGUGCAUAACCCAGUGCAUCUGUAUGGUCUAAAGUCACACAGAUGGAAAGAUUCUUUCUUGCAAUGACUUUGCAAACAUUGGUCAAGUCUGGAACUAAUUAAUAGCUGGGUUGUUAGAAUUAUCAUAGGUAUGGGUUGAGAGCAUUUUCUUUUGUUAAAUACGGUAAUCUGAGAUAAUUGAUAGUGAAAAUCCAUGUUAUUCAGUGCUCUGGCAGGAAUUUUGUCACACUUGGUCCAAUUAAGACUAAGAUUCAUAGAGGCAUUUUGGUCUAGUGGAUAUAUUGCUGGACAAGGUUUGAAUCCCUACUGCACAGCAACGAGGGUCCUUUGGCAAGACAUUAAUCUACAUUUUCCACACUCAACCCAGGUUCUCGGCAUCCACUAGCGAACUUCGAAGCCUAUACACGAGUACGGAUAGAUCAUAUAACUCAUUCAUUUUUAAAAUGUUAGAUAUUGAUGACAUAAUGUUUUGAUUAUUGUGACUGACCCAGUUUUGUAAUUUGUAUCUUAAGUAAAAUGUUAUCAGGAAAACUCAAGAAGUAGUAAAAAUGAUUAUGAUGUGAUUGGUUCUAUGACCUUUACCUAGUGGCUUCAGACUGUACAGUGCACUGGGUUGCACACAUUUUUCACUCAUUUUGUAUGCAGUGCAUUGCCGUUACUUGCAUAAAAUGCAUAAAAGAAUGAGAAACUCCUCAAAUUUAGUUAAUUAAUGAGUAACUCACGCUUGAUCUGCUUCAUAAACAAUUUACAUUUCUUUCUUCUUUAAAUUUUUGCAGCAGUGUUUGUAAAUACAAACACAACGGGCUCUGAAGUUAUAUAGGAAAUAUCAUUUCAUAGAGAUCUCCUAAAAUAGGAUUUUUUUUUUUUUGGGGGGGGGGGGUAAUCUUAGCCGGCAGUCUUGUUUUAGCAAACAAUUUUUUUUUAGAUAGCACAGGUAAAUGGAUGAUAUUAACAGUCUUUUAAAAUUUCACAUAUUUGCUUGGUGUAGAUGUCCAGAGAAUCUCUGAUAAACCAUUAUUAUAUAUGAUAUUGUAUACAGUUAGACAUGGAAAUUAAUGUGUGUUUAAUAUUGUCAUGUAGGCUGUAUGAAAUGUGCUUCUAUCUAAAAUAUAUUUAACCAAUAUACAUUUGGUUAUGCUGAGGAAAGCACAGAAAUUUUCCCUUUUUUUUCUCAAUUGUUUACGCUAUGUUUAGUAAAAAUAGGUCACUAAUAGAUAACCCUUGUAUAAUCAUAUGCUUUUGUAACUAUCUUGUGUUUAUUCAGAUAUCCUAAUCUAUAUACAAACCUAUUAAUAACUGGGACCUACAUAAUAAGCUUUGCUUUAAAUAGUAGAUCCCCCACUUUAUUUAGCUUUUUUAUUUUUAUUUAUGUGAACUUUAUUUAGCUUUUUCAUUGUAUGUACAUAUGGUACUUAUGAUUGUAUGUUUUGUCAUAACUACCGGUAUUACCAUGUACAUUACGUUCAAUUAUGUGAUCUUCGAUAAAGUGCAAAUAAGUAAAUAAAUAUACAAUUAAAUAAAUAUAUAUGUAGUUUAUAGUGGUCGAGUGGUUUAAGGCGCUUGACUUGGAGAUGCAAAGGUCGAAGGUUUGAAUCCCAACACGGCACUAAUAUCCUUUGGCAAGAUAUUAACCUGCACUUGCUACUCUCCACCCAGGUGUUAAAUGGGUACCCGGUAGGAUGCGACCGUCAUUGUUG
This is a messenger RNA of Strongylocentrotus purpuratus (purple sea urchin), 4190 nucleotides long. Its product is annotated as TNF receptor-associated factor 1. The record is from RefSeq and is a predicted model, not a curated record. Gene Ontology annotation, biological process: positive regulation of JNK cascade; tumor necrosis factor-mediated signaling pathway; regulation of canonical NF-kappaB signal transduction. The coding region runs from base 1 to 1254 and encodes 417 amino acids. Gene Ontology annotation, cellular component: cytoplasmic side of plasma membrane; plasma membrane signaling receptor complex. Gene Ontology annotation, molecular function: ubiquitin protein ligase binding; tumor necrosis factor receptor binding. The transcript has 2 exons. NCBI's taxonomy places the organism in Eukaryota, Metazoa, Echinodermata, Echinoidea, Camarodonta, Strongylocentrotidae.